This is a messenger RNA of Owenia fusiformis, 2744 nucleotides long. The record is from the annotation of a GenBank genome assembly. Lineage: Eukaryota; Metazoa; Annelida; Polychaeta; Sabellida; Oweniidae.
GUUACACCGUAAACAUUUGAAAAUGGGAACACUUCAAAAAAUUAUACAAGUUGCCUUAAUCGGCUCUGUUUGCUGCUUUUGGGGCGGCACAAUGGUGUUAGGUCUACUAUGGACACUCAUUACAAAAGGUACAGGUGUUUUUCAAAAGAAGGAACGUAAAGAAGAGCCAAAAUGCCUACAAGACCCAGGUUUAGGUGCACAUCAUUUUGUUCAACUUGAGGAUGUGAAACUACAUUAUGUGGCCAGUGGACCUGAAGAUGGCCCUUUGAUGGUUUUUGUACAUGGUUUCCCAGAGUUCUGGUAUUCAUGGCGUCACCAGAUCAGAGAAUUCCAAAGCAAGUACAGAGUUGUAUCCAUCGAUAUGCGCGGAUAUGGAGAAUCUGAAAAGCCCAGCAAUGUAUCUGAUUACAACAUCAACAAAUUAGCAAGUGAUAUAGCUCAACUUGUGUCACAGCUAGGGCAUGAGAAGUGUGUGCUAGUUGGUCAUGACUGGGGUGGUGCCGUAUGUUGGCAAGUGGCUAUAUCCCACCCAGAAGUAGUUGAUUGCCUAGUCAACUGUAACAUUCCACACCCUGCUGUAUUUGCCAAAUAUAUGCAGACUCACUUCAAACAAUUCAUGAUGUCAUGGUAUAUAUUCUUCUUCCAAUGGCCCUGCCUUCCAGAGUUAUUCCUUGGCAUGAAUGAUUUUGACUUCCUGAAACAAGCAUUCAGCUCUAGGAAGAUGGGUAUACAGAAUCAAGACAACAGGCUUACCGAGGAGGACCUUGAAGCAUUUAAGUACACAUUUCAAAAAAAUGGAAUGACUGCGCCAAUCAACUAUUAUCGUUCUGCAAUUCGAGGUUCUCUUACACCCCCUCCAAGAAGUACCAAGACUCCCCUAGAAAUGCCAGUGCUGCUCAUCUGGGGAGACAAAGAUGGCGCACUUGCAGCUCCAAUGGCUGAUUUAUCGGGGCAAUAUUGCAAGGAUUUCACGCUGCAGUAUGUAAAUGGUGCUAGCCAUUGGGUUCAACAAGAUGAGCCUACUGUCGUCAAUGAAGUCAUGUGGGAGUUCCUCAAUAGAGCAUAGACUUAAUUAUAUUUUUAUUGAUUUUGUGCACAAGUUACUUCAAAGUUUGUGCCAACUUAUUAUGAAUAGUGACUGGUUUUAACAUUCUUAUUGAGAGAUGAUAUCAUUUUAACUGUUUUGCCAUCCAAAUAAUUAACUAUAUUCUUAUUGAUUUUGUGCACAAGUUACUUCAAAGAUUGUGCCAACUUAUUAUGAAUAGUGACUGAUUUUAACAGUCCCAUUGAUAGAUGAUAUAAUUAUAACUGUUUUGCCAUCCAAAAUAUUCAUUGAACCGAUAUUUCUGAUCUACUGUAGCUUUGUUUCAUCAAAUGUGAUUGUACAGCUAUUGAAUUGUACUUACCCUUUUGGCCUUGGUAUACACAGCUACCGAUAAAAUGGACCUGACAGGUGCCACAGCGUGACCAUGGCAGUGCCAAGAGCUUUUUAAAAUUUAAAUGCUUGUGUAUACCAAUGGCGGCUUAUAAUGAUAUCAUUCUCCAUCCAAUAUUUUCUUGAAUUGGUGAAAAAAUGUUCAGAUCUGCUCAGAAUAAUUUUUAAAAUGAGAGAAGAGGUCCAGGUAAAGAACACUAAAAGCCUCACAUAUUCUCAUGUCUGGGUAUUUGCAAUUAAAAUACAAUUGGGAGCUAAAUUUUAGGGCUUUGACAAUGAUAUAUUAAAACAGAAAGCAGUUUCAAAAAGGUUGACAAUUAUUUUAAUGUUUUAUUAUUGCCUUUAUGCAGUCACAUUUUCAAUCUGGUCAAAUUGUGUUAUUACAACUAAAAUAUUGUAUUUUGUGUCUUGAAAUAUUAUUUCAAAAUUUUUGACUUCAAUAUGAUUUGAUUUGAUUUUUGUCAAUGGAUUGUUCUAUAGGAUGGAUAAUUAUCAAAGGAAUGUCAAUCACAUACAAAAUGUAUAAAAUAUAUAAUAUAAAAUAUAUGAAUGAAUGUCUAGUCCCGUACAUUACUGCUUAUAUGGGACAUUUACUAAAUGUAAUUUUAAAACAUACACAUUACAAUACAUGUAUGUGCCAAAUAAAUCCCUGUGAAUUUUGUGAACAGCAUGUUAAAGAUGUAGAAAUCUUUGCUUUUUGCAAACAGAUAUUUUUAUUUUACAUAUUUGUAUUAUGUACACAAUAAUACUAUAUAAGUGUUGUUAGAGAUAAUUACUUAUAAACGCCUCAGUUCUACUUAAUCAAGUGCCUGAUCAGAUAUUCUAUUUUGUAAUAUGUUUUUUGAUUAUAACUCAGCUGUUUAAAUGAAAAACUGAAUAAAUAAAUUGUAUGAGAAUCACUAUGUUUUUAAAGCUAGUUACUGAAGUCUUACAACAAUUUUGUUCCACCUUUAGAAUGCAAACACAAGAUGGCACAAUUAGUUCUUCUGGGCAUCUAAAGGUGGAUGCAUCUCUUUAAAACCUGACCUUUCCAUAAAAUGCAAUAUUUAGACAUACAGUACAUGUACAUUAUUUUUACAUUUUCAUACAACUGACACUGAAACUGAUUAUUAAUGCUUUGAUAUUUAGUUGCUUUUUAUGGAAAGGUGCAGGUUUAAGCUUGGCUAGGUCAGUUUCAAUUAUUGGGCUUAUGUUCAAUACUCUUUAGGUAGAAAAUAUUGAAUAACAACCCCAUUGGUACACAUGUGUCCUAUUUAAAAUACAUGUAGCCGUCUGCUUGUACUUUUGAGAUGUGACAAUUAAGAUGAUA